This is a messenger RNA of Wasmannia auropunctata (little fire ant), 2188 nucleotides long. RefSeq names its product X-ray repair cross-complementing protein 5-like. Lineage: Eukaryota; Metazoa; Arthropoda; Insecta; Hymenoptera; Formicidae. Gene Ontology annotation, cellular component: Ku70:Ku80 complex. Gene Ontology annotation, biological process: cellular response to X-ray; telomere maintenance; double-strand break repair via nonhomologous end joining. Gene Ontology annotation, molecular function: double-stranded DNA binding; telomeric repeat DNA binding; DNA helicase activity. The transcript is spliced from 14 exons. Bases 283 to 1992 code for a protein of 569 amino acids. The record is from RefSeq and is a predicted model, not a curated record.
UCACGUGACACGCAAGUUAGGUUACGUUUGAUUUUGACGUUUCAGGCGUUUGGACGAAGCCGCCCGGUACCGUCGGAAGUGUCGGAACAGAUCAAAGUCUUCCUUUCAAAGGUCCCGAGUUCGAUUCGAUCAAAUCAUUAUAAUAAUCAACAGUCGAAUUAAGCUCGCUCCCGGCGGCACUUUUCUGAUGUAACUUGGGUAUACGUCGAACAGAGGUUCCGGAAAUUGUGUCAAUAGGACUGUUCCUGCUAAAACCUUGAGGGCUUCGGUAACGCUAAAGGAAUGGCGCCAAGGAAAUUAAAGGAGUGUAUAACGUUUGUGAUGAACGUCGGAAUCGUCCGUCAUGGCACACAGAGCAGUUCGCAGCUGUUGGAUAAGGAAAAGUAUAUUCUUAAACAUAUCAUUCAGAAGAAGAUAUUCCUACGUCCCAACGAUGAAGUAGGAGUGAUAUUGAUGGGCUCGGAUAGCACUACAAGCGACAGUAUUAUAGAAAUGGAAAAUGUACACGAGCUGUGUAGCAUGCAGGUUGGAAACUGGGAUUUGAUAAGAAGCAUCGAGAAACUGCAGCCCACAAAUCAGACUAGUUCUUGGAUGGAGGCAAUUGACGCCGCGGUCAAAUAUAUUCAGCACGAAUGCGUAGAUAAAUCUGACAGAAAAAUAAUCCUGUUGUCUACUUUCGACGAAGAAGAGAACGUCGUUGACCAAUUUCAGGCAGAGGAUAUCGCAGAGACAUUACGUUCAGAAGAAACUUCACUUAUAGCAAUUGGAGAGAGAACACUGCACGAUAUAGAUGAAGAUUCUCAAACAGCCAGUGAAACGUUACUUAUGAAUGUUCUGGAACAGAUUAACGGUCAGUAUCUCACUUUUGAACAUGCUAUGUCGGAUGUGCGCUUCUACAAACGACCCUCGACUAGACCGAAUCCGUGGCGCUGCGAAAUGGAAUUGGGCGACUUUCGCAUUCCGAUCGUUGGAAUUUCCAAAAAUCCGACCGAGGUGAAGUUACCGGAAAUGAGACAGAUGGCUAAAACAAGUACAUCCAGUAUGCCCGAUCAAGAAGUGCCGAUUAAGAAUGUCGCACAAUGGACGGACAACAACAGGACCCCUUACACGAAAGAGGAUAUUAUCCGCGGCUAUGUAUACGGUGGCAAGGCUAUUCCUGUUUCGGAUGAAUCUAAGGAAGCCAUGACUCUCAAAGACAAGACAAGGCAGUGUUAUAAGAUCCACUGUUUCACUGCGCGGGAAAACAUUCCUAUGGAAUAUUGGCUGUCGGAUGGCUCGUACGUUAUUGCACCCGCUACCGAGCCGGCAAGCGAGCCGUUUUACAGUCUGGUGCAAGCCAUGGUUGACAAAAACGUUGUCGCGAUAGUGGAGAAAGUCUACAGAGCAAACUGCGAAGCUAACAUGAUGGCAUUAUUUCCAAGUGUUGACGUACCGAAUGAACCAUGGUGUCUUAUUGAGAUUGGUUUGCCAUUCGAGCGAGAUUAUGGAGCAAUAGCGCAGAGACCGUUGAAAUUCGUGAUGGACCAACUGUCGAAGGAGCAGGACGAUGCCAUGGACGAUCUGUUAGAGUCCUUAGAAUUGCCCGACACCGUUAGUCAGAAAUAUUUACCGGAAUGUGUGCCGGAUUCUGGAACACAACGCAUGUGGGAUGUGUUAGCACAUCGCGCGCUUAAUCCGGAUAAACCGUUGCCGCCUAUCGCCGAAGAAGUGUUAAAUAUUUUCGAGCAACCCGAAGUGAAAGAGAGAAGUGCGCCAGCGAUCGAAAGGAUCAAAAACUUGUUCUUCUUAGAGAAAAAGAAGCCUCUCAAUAGAAAGAGGCGUUAUAAAUCGCAAGAGGAGGAUGAACAAUCCGACGUUAAUAAUGAUGUGCCUAUGACGCAGACAGUAAAAGAGGAGGAGAAAGAUACCGUAAACGGUAACAGUGACAAAUCGAAGAAUAUCGAUUUAUCUGAUGCAUGCGAUUUCGAUUUUGAUGACAUUGCUGAUAUCUAAGGAGCUGCUGGCACUAUUUUGGCAAUUAUGCUGUAACUGUUCCUUUUGAAUUCCUAUGUCUUCAUAAUCACAUAUAUUAUAAUUUCAAUGAUUUGAAAAACCGUUUAAUAUAUUUUUUAUAUACUUGUUGAAUGAAAUCAAUGCAUUUCAGUAAUAAUAAAAUGAUGUAAUGUUGAUAUUGCAGUGUGAGAAAGUG